This is a messenger RNA of Amborella trichopoda, 2751 nucleotides long. Lineage: Eukaryota; Viridiplantae; Streptophyta; Magnoliopsida; Amborellales; Amborellaceae. The record is from RefSeq and is a predicted model, not a curated record.
AUCUCAGUUUUGGUCAUUUCCUGUAAAUUUCACUGAAACUGUAAUCACUCUUCCCCUUAUAAGAACCAAGGGGAUAGCUUCUGAACCAAUCCAAAUUGAAGUCGAUUACUACACACAUCAUGGCUUACUGCAACUUUCCAUCUUCCAUUGUCUCCCCUUUCUCACUGUUGAUCCUCUUGCUGCUCACUCUCUUUGCACAUUCCUCCGUUUAUUCUUUGCCAUUGUGCCAUGAGCAUGAGAGGGCGGCUCUUCUGAAAUUCAGAGCUUCUCUCAUCCACCCAAGUGAAACUUCGAAGGGGGUUGAAUUUUUGGAGUCAUGGAAAGGGCUCAAUUGUUGUCAUUGGGAGCGAGGUAAGUUCCACUACACCAAUUCUCAUGUCUUGAGUCUAUAUUUAUCUGGCAUUAGAGGGGAUGAUACUAAGUUAGGCAGAGUGUAUCUGAACGCCACCUCCUUAACUCGACUGCAGCAGCUGAGCUUUUUGGGGUUGAGUUUUAACAAUUUAGGUGGUGAGCUACCAUUUAAAGAACUCUCAAAAUUGAGGAACUUGAACUUUUUAUAUUUGGAUUCCAAUGACUUUGAGGGGCCAAUUCCUGAGGAGGUAGGCCUACUUACUUCACUCCAUGAACUGUGGUUGGACGACUGUAGGCUCCAAGGAAGCAUACCUUCAGCUUUGGACAACUUGCACCAUCUCAAGGAACUCAGUUUGGGUGGUAACCAACUUGAUGGGAGCAUCCCUCCGUCUCUGUGCGCCCUCCCUGCCAUUUUUGGAAAAACUUUGUCUGAAGGAUAAUGAAAUAAAAGGGGCCAUACCCUCUUGCUUGGGCAACCUCUCUGUUCUUUCCGGUCUCAACCUUAACCGAAAUCACCUAGGGGGUUCCAUCCCUCAUGAGCUACAUAAUCUCCAGUCCUUGGCAGUGUUGGAUCUCAGUCAUAAUGAUUUAUGGGGUAAUUUCUCCUUCUCUACUUUCUCAAACCUAUCUGAACUCGUCGAAGUUGCCCUUUCUUAUAACCCAAAGCUGACAAUAUUGCCGUCGAAUCACACUCUUUUUCAGCUUAGCUUCCUCUAUAUGUCUCCAUGCAAUGUAAGCAAGUUUUAUACGAGCAUUCCAAGCUUUCUCUCCACACAAUACAUAUUAGAAUUUGCUGAUUUCUCCAACAACAACAUUCAGUGGCGUAUUCCCCCUCGUUUACUUCAAUUCACAGUAGCACUAGAUUAGAGUGGGAAUUUUUUCUCGGGGGCCCUUGUUUUACCCAACACAUCUUCUAGUCUUAUAUCUUUGGACAUAUCAAACAAUCAACUCAGUGGGGAACUACCAACAAACUUCUCUUGUUUUCCAAGUCUCAAAGUAUUGAAAAUCUCUAAUAGUUCUCUUUAUGGGAACAUUGCUAAUUAUAUCAACAACCCCAAGCAAUUGACCGUGUUAGGUUUAUCUGCAAAUGAUAUAACAGGUAAUUUGCCCUCCUCAACUUACGAUUUUGAAGUCCUGAACUUAUCGAACAACAAAAUCACUGGAAGACUACCCUGUAAUCUAACUCGUGGAAAUCAACUAAAAUAUUUAGGGUUGUCUGGAAACUACUAGGAGGGGCCCUUGAUAUCUGAAUAUUUUAACCUUUCCAGCUUAGAAUCAUUGCAUCUUGAUGGCAACACAUUGAAUGAAACUAUUCCUGAAAAUCUCGUAUCGCGUAGUCCAUCCCUGGUGAUUCUAGACAUUGCAAAUAAUAACACGUCAGGUGUCAUUCCCAAACAGCUAAAUAAACUUAGAAAUUUGCAAGUACUAAACUUACGAGGUAAUCACUUUAGGAGUGGAAUUCUAUUUAGUUUAUGUCAAUUGCAACACCUUGCCGUUCUCGACGUUGCUCAAAAUAAACUUAAUGGUCCCAUACCAGCUUGCUUCUGUAAUAUUUCUUUAUUAUCUGGCAAGCCUGAUACCCUUGGUAUUCAUGUAUCUAUUCGCAUUAAGUACGGCAUAAGAUUCCCAAUUAUAGGAGAAGAGAUCAAUUUUGCCAAAGGACAUGUACAGUUUCAGUGGGAAAGCCCUUGUAUACAUGACUCAGUUGGAUUUGUCUUGCAACAAGUUGAGUGGCCCAAUUCCACCAGAGAUGGGGCGAUUGAAAGCACUCGAGAUGUUAAAUCUCUCCAACAACCAUCUAACUGGGCCAAUCCCCAAUUCCUUUGGAGAGUUAUCAAGUCUCACAACUUUGGAUCUUUCUCACAAUGGGCUCUUUGGUCCAUUACCUCCUCAACUGAGUAAACUCAGCCUUUUGUCCAUCUUCUCCGUCGCAAAUAACAAUCUAUCAGGUUGGAUACCAAGUGGGACCCACUUUUGUACCUUCAAUGAGACUUCUUUUAGUGGUAACCCUGGGCUGCAUUCUCUCCAAGGAGUCGGAUGUUCCACCACCGUAUCACACAAUGCUUCGAGCACAUCAAAUAAUAACGAGGGAGGAGAUACAGAGGAAGGAUGGCUGGACAGAACUCCAAUAUUUUAUGCUUGUGUUGUUUCGGGCUAUACUACUGGUUUUUGGGGAACUGUUGUAUUUCUCUUUGUGAAUAGGAGAUGGGGACUCACUUGUGUGAGAGCCAUGGAUAAAAUAUUCAUCUACAUCUUUCCUUCUCAAUACAAGCAAAUACUUGCAUAAUUCAAGCAUUAUUUCACACAAGAAAGUUCUCUUUUGUAGGGUUAAUACCAUUAUGCAGUUAUGGUUUUUGUAAAAGUGAACGAGCAAUCCAUGUUUUCUAAUGUUGUUAUCCU